Messenger RNA from Aedes albopictus (Asian tiger mosquito), 3149 nucleotides. RefSeq lists its product as uncharacterized. The transcript is spliced from 8 exons. The coding region runs from base 144 to 3143 and encodes 999 amino acids. Lineage: Eukaryota; Metazoa; Arthropoda; Insecta; Diptera; Culicidae. The record is from RefSeq and is a predicted model, not a curated record.
GAGAGGGAGAGUGAGACCCCCGUCGAGGAACCGUAAAUAAAUUUAUUCCGUCGGUGGUGAUGUAAAAUGUCAGAUGCAAGUGAAAUUUACGUGUCGAAAAGCAUCAAUUUAGUGCUGAAAAGUUGAAAACAACGAUCUCAAAUAUGGACGAAUUUGUGGAAAACCUCCUGCGGAAGUGGAAUUUAGUGGAUUUAGUCGACCGUUUCCGAGAUGAAGAGGUCAACGAAGAAGCAUUUCUACUGCUCACCCCGGAAAUAAUCAAAGAACUGAUUCCAAAACUGGGCAGACGAGCCAUUUUUACCGCUCGGUUUAACGAGUUUAAGGAAAGUUUACAAGCCAGCGAAGAACCGCCAGUUCCGGUGGCCAGUGCUAGUGCUUCACCAACGCCACCAGUCGAGCCAAGAGCGCUUCCGCCGGCGCCGACAGAUUCCUUCCACGCCACCGAAGAUACGAAGGCUUCAUUAUCAGUAGACAAUGCCAAGCAAUUCGAAAAAUAUUUCCUCGAGCAGUUAUCUCCCCAUCCGUCAGUCCCGUCUGAAUGUGUUGCAGUUCCGACUCCGGCAGGGCCAUCCACCUCGGAAGUAGACUGUGAUGAUGAACCGUCGAACAAGCGCAUCAAGCUGGAAUCGCUGGAAGUCGAUGACUACGGCGACUCCAUUCUGUUGGAGGACAGUUCCCAGGAUUCGGAGUCGUUGAUGGUCGAAACCAGCUACAGCAUGAACAAAACGAUGGAAGAUCCUCUGGUACCUGGGGUGGAAAAGCUUCGUCUUCUGUUACAACAGUCGCCCUUCGCGCGCUACCUGCUCGGGCUCAACGAACUGGACAAGUCCAAUCGGACUGAUUUGACGAACGUGGUGGUGCAAUACAUGUAUUCAAAUCAGCAAUGUGACGGAGUACGAAGUCACAUGUUCAACUACUGGGCCGAUGCCAUUGUGUCCCUGUUCCCUAGCGAAAUCAAAGAAAACUACUUCUCCGCCAAGGAAGGCUGCACUAGUCGGCUGCAAGCACGGUAUUCUUACUUGUUGCGAGUAAGGAAAAACGAGUCAUCUCGGCAGCCUGGACCUUCUCAAUCGAGCAGCAGUAGAACUGUCGAGGAAAACGUUCUGCCCGAUGAGAGAUCCACUUUUGUGCAUCCCGGAGAACAACAGAUUGUGGAGGAACUUCGACAGAUAGUGUCUUCGUGUUUCGUUAUGCGUGAUACGUUGCAUGCGAAGACGUUGACACCCAAUCAGAGGAACAUACUGACGGCCAACAUUGUUAACUAUCUGAUGGACAAGAACGGAGGACCAAUCUCCCUCCAGGAGCUGGAGCUGUACGCCAAAGCCAUCGAGCACAUUUUCCCCAACGAAAACGCUUCGAUUUACUUCCGGCGGAAGGGUGCCUGCUCUCGUGUCAACGGAAAACUGUUCGACCGCUAUGGUUACAUGAAGCGCAAGCGUAGUUUAGCACAGGGAAAAGCGUACAGCGAUUUUCUGGACAGUAACACCCCCAUCGGAAGGUUGUGGGAAAUGAAAACCGUCGAGGAAGCCCGGGCCCUCUGGAACGAAACGUACAAAGCGCGGAAGGAGGUCUCGCGGAAGGUGGUGCCGGCAAAGCUGCUCGAACAGUUUCCGUUCCUGGCGCAACCCGAUGGGUACACUUUGUUUUUGGACGACUUUGACCAAGACCAUCCUCAUGCAAUCGACACAUUCAAGCGGCAUUGGCCUGAGUUUGCCGCGUCUAUUUACCGGUACAUCGAAGAAAAUAACUUUUUGAAAGGAUUCACGGAGUUCAACACAGAAGGCUCAUCGAAACCGGCAGACAACUACACGAUUGUGGAUAUAAUCGAGGGCGCCGAAACUCAUUUGUACUCUUUACCCUCCAAAUGGGUGCAUCGAAAUGGCUGGAAUCGUGACGGAAAGUCGGACGAAUCUGCUCAGAGCGAAAAAGAUACAGAUCUCUGCUAUUGGCCACGUAAUGCUGCUGGCUAUCGUUUGCUCGAACGAGGAAAGGAAGAUCCUAGCAUUGAGGUUAAUCGAGACUGCUUGAUUGAGUAUCGAUGCAAGAUCGCGAAAUCUGGUUUUACAACAUUCGAAGAGGCAUACCUAGAACAACAAAUGAUGGAGAUGGACAUCGCCCUAGAAAAGAACGAUCCUCGUCGAGAGUCACGAAACAGAUCUGUGUCAACUGACAAGCCCAGCAUUUCCAACAGAGACGAUAAAGAAAAAUCUCAACUGCUAGAAGCUGUCAACCUAGUCUCUCGAACUGUAAACGACGCGAGUGUUCAGGUAUCACUUCAGCCGACAGUUCUACAGAAGACGGUUGAUGAGCUUCAAGCUAAACUCGAAAGAAUCGAAGUCGAGUUCAAAGUUUUCAAAGCACAGAUAAGAGCAGAGCUUGCCUCGUCGCUGCAGGAAAAGACGACUCCAUCAGCACCAGAGAAAGCGCAAAAUCAUGUCCCGACGGUACCUCAGACAAUUCCACCAGCGCCAAUGGCUCCUGCUCCGGUAGUUCCGACAUCUUCAAUUCCCGUCGCUCCGGUGCAGCCAGUCAACAGAAUUACCACGCCAGGCCUGCCAAUGGAACGUCCGUUAACACCCGUCAAAAAUCUGGAAGAUUUGGAAGCACUGCAAGAACGAGCCCGCGAUGAGCAGUUCGUGGAGACUAUUGUGCACUCGUUGGGCAUUGUUCAUGGGCAGGGCCGAUCUGUUGGCAAUGGAUGGACCGUAAGCCUCCAAACCGUAGAUUACUUUUUCGACAGGCGGUUUUUACUGCGCUGCUCGUGGACCGGAAGUGGCCGUAACAGGGAAAAGGCCGGCGAACGAAUAAGUAAAAUAGCAUUCCACAAGUACGACAAAGUAAUCAAUUUGUUCUACCGUGUGAUUGUCUACUCGGAUCCGUUGUUCACGUUCAACGAUUGCAUGAAAUUCCUCCACCGCUGCAUAAGGAACGCCAAGGCUCGGGCGGCCGAUGUGAAAGGAAUGCGCUUGUCGGUGGCGCGUAACCGUAAGAAACGUAGCGAACGUAUUGCAGAAUUGAGCCAAAUACUACCCAUUGAUCCGGGCCAAAUGGAACAUCCGGAAGAGUAUUACUAUCAAGUGGAACCACUGGUCAAAGACGAGUAUGUCGACGAAAGUGUCGACAAUCAAUUCGAUGUUCUGUAGAUAGUU